AUCAAAUCCGAAUAAAAUCUUUCAUUUAAUUGAUUUUCUAUCAUAAGAUAUCAAAAUGAUGUUCAGCGCAGCUGGAUUUAGAUUCGAAAUUGAAGCAAAUAAAUUCAUUGUAUUCAUUAAGUCAUUGCAGUUGCACUAGACUAAUGGCGGAAGGUGACUCUGUAAAAGGUUGUAAACCAUCCCUAAAAUCACGUUUCGUAAGAAAUAAUAAUGUGAAUGGCUGAAUGCAGUGAAUGACAUGUUGAAAGUCACCUGAACGAUUGUAACUGAUACAUUGUUUUUAUAUAGAGACUAAAUAACUCAAAAUGAAGAUCUGGACAUCACAACACACGUUUGACCACCCAUGGGAAUCUGUUGUAAACGCACAAUUUCAAAAAUAUCCCAAUCCAUUUCUCACCGACGUUUUAGCCAUAGAUGUUGUCAACAGAUCAAUAGAUACUAAUGGCAUCUUAAAAUCACAAAGAAUUCUUUCGUCCAAGUUUUUCUUCACAAUUCCCAGCAUACUUCAAAAAAUUGUGCCAAUGAAUCAAACUGUACAAUAUGCUGUAGAAAAUUCAGAAGUUAACAUUAAAGAAAAAACAUGCACAAUGAGAUCACAAAAUAUAACAUUUGACUCUAUAUUAUCAAUGGAUGAAAUUAUGGUAUAUUCACCCCAUCCUACAGAUAAAUCAAAGACUAUUCUGAAGAAGGAAAUAACAUUAGAAGGCCCAUUGAGUAGUUUUGUAAAGAAUGAAGUUACCAAGGUGGUAACCAAAAAUACAGAAAAGGGUAAAGAAGCUAUGAAUUGGGUUAUAGAUCUCAAUAAGAAAGGAUGUACAGAUUUGCGAAAGGAAUUUCAGAAACGUGUAGACAGUGUUAUAUUACCGUGUCCAUCUAAUUAAUAUGUGAAAAAGAAAGGAUUUUCAACUACCAAUAUUGUGAUAUAAAAAGAUUUUUUAAAAAUGUGCCUGAUUUUCGAAGAGGUGAUCUUCUCAAGGAGUGGAUAUUUUAUAACAUUCCAAGACAGUUUAUCAAAAUAUAACAUCUAAAGGAAGCUUCCAUCAUUUCUUUUACUCAGCUCUUAGAAAGAAAGGACACUUU
Molecule: messenger RNA, 1080 nt
Organism: Lottia gigantea (owl limpet)
Lineage: Eukaryota; Metazoa; Mollusca; Gastropoda; Lottiidae
Exons: 6
Coding region: 306-881 (191 amino acids)
Biological process (GO): phospholipid transport
Cellular component (GO): mitochondrial intermembrane space
Molecular function (GO): phosphatidic acid transfer activity
Source: RefSeq, a predicted model, not a curated record